AUGAGACGACGACCACAGGGAGCCGAUGAGCAAGAGACAAACAACGGCCUGGUCGACAACGUCGAGAGCCAUCAGCUGCAAUUUGAUGUGAUGAGCUCUUUGAGCGUCUCGGAAUUCUGCGAUUGGCUGACGUUAGUGCUCUCGUCUGGGAAGAACUGCUUGCGAGACUCUCUGGUGCACGCGUGUCCGAUGCGACAUUGGACUAGGCGUCCGAAGACCUCGCGCUGGUCUUUGAGCUCGAUGAAGUGCUUUGUGGGAUUGAGAGACGGGGGAAUCCUGUUGGCUAUGGCGAACCUCGGCUCCAUGCUGUCUGGGUGGAUGCCUUUGCUUGACGUAGGGCAAAUGCCCUCCAGUGAAACGACAACACAGGGAUCUGCUGGGCUUUGCAAGGCCAAGGAUCGGUCUCUGUUUUACUCUUCCAAGAUAGGCAACGAAGUAUCCAAACGUCGUUCAUACAGUCGUUGCUCCAAAUCUGGCUCGUGA
Laccaria bicolor S238N-H82 is the source of this 483-nucleotide messenger RNA. RefSeq lists its product as uncharacterized. Bases 1 to 483 code for a protein of 160 amino acids. The transcript has 6 exons. The record is from RefSeq and is a predicted model, not a curated record. NCBI's taxonomy places the organism in Eukaryota, Fungi, Basidiomycota, Agaricomycetes, Agaricales, Hydnangiaceae.